UGUUCAAUUGUUGUGGUUGAUGACUUUUUGAAGGAGGAUCGUGACUUUUGAGAAAUCCAAGCUUGAAAUUCAGUUACUAACCUCACUUUUCAAAACAUUCGGAGCUGGAAAUCGCUGAAACUACGGAUUUUAGGGAGUUUUGGGGCAAUGAGUCUCCUUCCGGUGUGUUCCUUGUGCCUGUUCAAGAUCGAAAUCGUGGAUGACGAGGUCGAAUUAUGCGAAAAUACGGAAAAUCUCAAGGAAAUUCUCAAUGAUUUGUUCUGUGAUAAGAUAAAUUUACCUGAAUCGAGCUUACAAUACGUCUGUCGAAGCUGCUGUGAGAAGUUAGAGUCCUUUCACGAGUAUUUUUUGUUCGUUUUGAAGAAUCAAAGUCUGAAGGAGGAACAAAAACAGGUCUUGGAAGCUGAUUCAGAGUUCGUUAAUGUCAAAGUUGAACCAGAUUUUGCUGAAAAUAAAGAAAAAUUAAUCAAAAAUACUGAAGAAAACUCACAAAAAAGGCUUCGUCGAGGGCAAAACGUCAAAAAAUCAUCAUCUGAAAGCCUUUUGCAACGUAACGAAGUGUAUCAAACCAUCACAGAGUUCUACGAGAUGACCUGCGAUGCUUGCCAAACCCUUUUUGAGUCAUAUCCAAGUCUUAUUCGACAUUGCCGCAAGGAGCACGGAUCUCUCAGAGUCUGGUUUUGUUGCAAUUCGCGCCUUUACACAACCACAAAGCUCUUCGAACACGCCAACAGUCACAAAAAUCCCAACAAAUGUCGUCAUUGCGGCGAAAAAUUCAUCGAAUCCAAGGCACUGAGGCAACACAAAUGCCCGUUUCGCAAAUAUGUGACGUGCAACGAGUGCGGCAGACAGUUCAAACAAAAAAACAUGCUUCGCGAUCACCUAAAAAUCCAUUUUCCCGAAUACAUUUACUGCGAAUUGUGCGGAAAAAGUUUCACAAAAAAGCACAAAUUUCGCGAGCACAUGAGUUACGACCACGGCAACAUGCCGCAAGAGGAAAUGUUCAAACCGUGUCCCAUUUGUGGCAAGUUGGUGAGUACAAGGAAUUACGGAAUGAAAGAUCACAUUCGGGAAAGGCAUGAAAAAGUCGCCACGGGACCGUUGAAGUGUGAACAAUGCGGCAAAGAAUAUUCGAAUGAGAAGAAUUUGAAGAGACACGUAAGGGAGGAACACACUUUUGGGCGGAAAUUUCAAUGUCAACACUGUGAUAAGAGGUUUUUGAGAGCGAAAGCACUGAAGGAGCAUGAGGCGAUACACACGGGACAUCCAAUUUACGUGUGCGAAUAUUGUGAUGCGCCAUUUAAGUCGAAUGGGAAUUAUUAUUCGCAUAAAAGGAGACUGCAUCCGGUUGAAUAUGCAGAGCAAAAAGCUAAUAGGAAGGCAGUUUCGGCGAAAAAGUGUUUCGAUGUUGAUCAGAAAUUGUGAAUUAAAAGAAUUUAUUGAAAUUUUUUAUUAAUUUUGUUUUAAUUUAGGUCUCUUCAGUCAAAAAUUCGAUUUUUUUUUUAUAUAAAAACUGAAAAUUAAAAAGA
Molecule: messenger RNA, 1529 nt
Organism: Culicoides brevitarsis
Lineage: Eukaryota; Metazoa; Arthropoda; Insecta; Diptera; Ceratopogonidae
Product: zinc finger protein 93-like
Exons: 2
Coding region: 148-1425 (425 amino acids)
Biological process (GO): regulation of transcription by RNA polymerase II
Cellular component (GO): nucleus
Molecular function (GO): RNA polymerase II transcription regulatory region sequence-specific DNA binding; DNA-binding transcription factor activity, RNA polymerase II-specific
Source: RefSeq, a predicted model, not a curated record